AUGACCACCAUGCUCACCAAAACGCUCUUCCCUGGCGUGGCCGUGGUGACUGGUGCUGGUGGGACUGGAAUCGGUGCUGCCGUUGCAAAAGCAUUUGCAGCUGCAGGAUGCGAACGCAUAGCCAUCACCGAUCUCAACGAAACCACUCUGGAGCAGACUAAAAACGCAGUUGUCGCAGCAUAUCCUCACACGCAAUUACUAGUCCACCCUGGAAACGUGGCCGACGAUGACUUUGCCGAUGCAUUCAUUGAAAAAGUCGUCCAAUAUUUCGGUCGCGUCGAUUAUGCCGUGAAUUGCGCUGGCGUGCUCGGGCAGUCUCUACGGUCGGCGGAAACCAGUCUUGCGGAAUUCGACCGGGUGACCAAUAUCAAUUAUCGGGGCUGUUGGCUGUCAUCUCGGGCACAGCUAAAACAAAUGGUUAGACAAGAUCCUUUGCCGAGUCAUGAUCCUAGCCGUCCUCCACAGCGAGGUGCGAUAGUGAAUGUGGCCAGUCAGCUAGGGAUUGUCGGUCGGCCGAGUGCGCCGGCAUAUUGUGCUUCAAAGUCUGCAGUCAUUGGUAUGACUCGAGCGGAUGCCAUAGACUACUCCAAGGAUAGCAUUAGGGUGAACUGUGUAUGCCCGGGUGUCAUCGAAACCCCAAUGAUCAUGAAAAACUCUGAAGUUCGAGAAGCUAUUACACCUGCAGCAGAGAUAGCUCCGAUGAAAAGAAUGGGUAAACCAGAAGAAGUUGCCGAUGCAAUCUUAUUCCUUUGUUCGACCCAAGCGUCGUUUGUUCAAGGCCAUGCUAUGUUGGUUGAUGGUGGAUACAUCACUGUAUAA
Messenger RNA from Penicillium daleae, 819 nucleotides. RefSeq names its product SDR family NAD(P)-dependent oxidoreductase. The transcript has 3 exons. Lineage: Eukaryota; Fungi; Ascomycota; Eurotiomycetes; Eurotiales; Aspergillaceae. The record is from RefSeq and is a predicted model, not a curated record. Bases 1 to 819 code for a protein of 272 amino acids.